UAGAUAACCGCAUUAAAAGCAGGCAGUGUCACUUCAGCUAAGACAGCCACGACCUUACCAUGUUCUGACAGGUGGGGGAAACGGUGCAGGAUGACGAUGGCGAAACAUGACACCAUCAGGAAGAUGUACACGGCCAGAACUGUGUCAGCUGCUGGACGGACUCAAUGGUUUUGGUGAAACACUACGAGAGGAGAUCUGUGAUUCUGUGAUCUGAGGCGAGCUGCUGCGUUCACAGUGUUGAUUUGUUCUUCAGUCUCUGUGUGGUGAAAAUCUAAUGAUGGUGGCCAGAAGUCUCAACGUGAACUCUGACCCGGCCGAGUCACGACCUCCUGCCCGACGCCGGAGUCUCUUCAACAACAUCAAGUUCUUUGUGUUGUGCCACAGUUUGCUGCAGCUGGCGCAGCUGUUGGUGUCGGGCUACAUGAAAAGUUCCAUCUCCACCAUCGAGCGACGCUACGGCCUCUCCAGUCAGAAGUCUGGACUCCUGGCUGCCUUUAAUGAGGUGGGAAACACCGUCCUCAUCGUCUUCGUGAGUUUCUUCGGGAGUCGAGUCCACCGGCCGCGCUUCAUUGGAUGCGGAGCUCUGCUCGCCUGCCUGGCCUCGCUGCUGAUGGCGAUGCCGCACUUCCUGAGCGGAGCGUACGACUACACCGACCGCAUCAGCUCCCCCAGUGAUAACAGCUCUGGCCUCUGCCAAUCAGAGAGCACUCUCGUCACCUCAUCCUCCAAUCAGAGCUGCAGCCUGCAGGAGAGCCCCGCCCAGCGGGUGGUGUACCCUCUUCUGCUGCUGGGUCAGCUGCUGCUGGGUAUCGGAGCCGUCCCCAUCCAGCCGUUCGGCAUCUCCUACAUCGACGACUACGCCAGCAAGAAGAACUCACCGCUCUACCUCGGCAUCCUUCUGGCCGUGACCUCCAUCGGCCCGGCCUUCGGCUUCAUCACCGGCUCCCUCAUGCUGCGCUUUUAUGUCGACUUUGACAAGAUCUCCAAAGAUGAGAUCGAGUUGACCCCUAAGGACCUGCGCUGGGUCGGAGCCUGGUGGCUCGGCUUCCUGGUGGCGUCCUGCCUCCUCUUCCUCGCUGCGCUGCCGUACCUCUUCUUCCCCAGAGACAUGCCCAAAGAGGACGGUGCAGACGAUGUGGAGUGCAGACCGGACUGUAAGCAGCAGCAGCAGCAGCAGCAGCAGCAGACAGACCAGGAAGCAUCUCUACUGAAGUUCCUCAAAAGUUUUCCUCGCAUCGCUCUGCGAACGCUGCGGAGCCCCAUCUACCUGCUGGUGGUUCUGGCCCAGGUCAACCUGGCGGCGCUGCUGGCCGGACUCGCCACCUUUAUGGCCAAGUUCAUUGAGAGACAGUUCAGCCAGACCGUCUCCUUCUCCACCAUGAUGAUAGGAGGAGUUUGUAUCCCUCUGGCAGUGCUGGGCACCGUCCUGGGUGGAGUCCUGAUGAGGAGGUUGAACCUUUCAGUCAGCGGUGCCAGCAAGUUGUGCACCGCCGCCAUCCUGAUCUGCGUGUUCUCCGCCACGCCGCUGCUGCUCAUCGGCUGCCCAACACAGAGGGUCGCUGGAGUGUUUCCUCCGAGCUCAGAUGGGUUGUCGUGCAGCGCUGGCUGUCGGUGUCCUCAGGAAGCCUUUAACCCGGUCUGUGGAUCAGACGGGGUGGAGUUCAGGUCUCCCUGUCACGCCGGCUGUAGCUCCAUGGAGACAGACUCCAGCAACAAAGCCACAAACUACACUGAGUGUCGGUGUGUCGGCGGACUCGGCUUCGCUCUUCCUGGAACCUGCGGCAGCGGAUGUUCCCACCUGCUGUUCCCCUUCAUGGCUCUGCUCGGUGUCACCAGCUUCAUCGCCUCCUUCUCACAGACGCCCUCCUACAUGAUGAUUCUCAGGACGGUGCCGGCGGAGGACAAGUCGUUUGCGGUGGGAGUUCAGUACAUGCUGUUCAGAGUGCUCGCGUUCAUGCCCGGCCCGGUGUUGUACGGCAGCGUCAUCGACACCACCUGCAUCCUGUGGGGUAAAAAGUGCGGCAAACAUACUUCCUGUCUGUACUACAACCUGGACCGCUUCAGACAGAGGUUCCUGGGUGUGCAGGUGGUGUUUGUGUGCGGCGGUCUGCUCUGCUUCCUGCUGACCAUCGUGGUCCUGCGCAGGAGGGCCCGACUUCAGGAGCCACAGCCGGAAAGCAAAGGCGGGUACGAGCUGGUGAACGGAGAGAAAACACCAGAGAGCGUUUCGUCCAAAGAAAAAGAAGUGAAGGGCAUCAAGACCUGAAGAAACACCAGAGAGGACGAAGGGAAAGAAAGACAAAGAGGGGCUGAAAGAGGAGAAUAAAGACGAGGAGGAGAUCAGAAAGAUCGUUUGAAAGCUGAAACCAAAGCUGUGAGUCAAGUGUUUCUCCUUCCUCCCAUGUAAAGGACCAGUCCGCCUGCAUAACCAGGCCAAGAUACUCUGUGAUGUUUUAUAUUUUUGUACAUCUAAUACUCAACACAUAAUCUGCAUAUAUUUUCUAGUGGUGGAAGAAGUGUUUUCUACUCGUCUGAAAGGAGAAACAACAUAUGUGCUCAAAGUACCAAAACAAAAGUCACUCUUUGUGCCGAGUGGCCCACUGAAAACAACACGCGAUGAUUUAUUGGAUUAUAGUUACUGAUCCAUUAAUGUGUUCACUUUCAAUCACAGCUAGUAAAAAUGGAGCUCUUUACCUUUUUUCUAUGAGACUAUGAUAUUAAUCACAACAGAUGAGAGCAGCCAGACUCCAGAGCAAUUUUACAAUUUUAUUCACUUCCCCAAAGAGCGAAGGACGGAAAGAGAAGAGAUCUGUGGCUUUAAGUCGAGUGUCAUCACAGGUGAGUUGAUGAUGUCACUGAGAAAAUGACGUGUGAGCCGAUUGUGUCUGCAGGUGAAGUGAAUCAGAAAAGAGCCGCUGUAAAGUUGUAACAACAGUUUUUAAUGUGAAAACAAAAGAUUGGGCUGUAAAACGCAUGUUUUUCAAAUGGAGUUUGGUUCAUCAGUCUGUUUUAUUGUUAGUAACUGAGUUAUGUUAUAAACUGAGCUGAGCUGCCUUCACAAAAACACUGAAAAACUCCAUAUCGGCAACACUGAGUCGUCAGAAUUUGGAUUCACCAUCUCUCAGAUUAGACAGGCUGUUUUUACCCAGGAAGGGGCGGGGCAUGGCGAGGCAUGGUGGGGCAUGGCGAGGCAUGGCGAGGCAUGGCGAGGCAUGGUGGGGCAUGGCGUGGAGCGAUGGAUGAGCUGCUCUCACCUAUAAUCAUCAUCGUCUGUUGAUUUCACUUUGUGUUACUCUGAAUGAUCACGCAGGUCGUAACUGAGCGCUGAAGAAAGAUGUAGUGAGUAGAAUUAUAGAAAGUACAAAUACCUCAAAACUGUACAGGACUUGAGUUAAUGUACUUAGUUACUUUCCACCACUACAUGUUUCCAUGGGGGUUACUGGUGUUUGUACAUAAGCUAAUCAAUAAACUGUGACAUUUAUGAACAUACAUUCUGUUUUUACACGACACAGUGAACCCGAACAAACAAACGCCUCCAACUUAUGUGUUUAAUAAGCUGCUGAGAAACUUUUCCUCUGUGAAUGAUCUGUGAAUGCAAGUUAUUAUCAGAAAUUGGUUGCAUGGAUGAGCAGGAGGCUUUGAAGCCAGUUUGCAUGUGACUUAAACUGUGUAAUUACAUGCUCACGUGACUGCGGCCCAACAAGACGAUUUUCCACAAGCUAACAUUGUGAAAGAAGCAUCUCUAAAACAGUGGACACAUUUCUGAGAGUCACAACCGCCAGACGUGACUCGAUUCCUGUCAGGAUUUGAGCCAUUCGGUCCGAUAACAUUUAGAAAGUCUAGAGGAGCCACGUCGUUAAAUUAUUUUAAUCCCAUUCGAGUUAGCUGGGCGCUAAACCAGAAGUUAGCUCGGUCAGUGAGCAAGUUACAUUAAAGCUGCGUCCAGGUUUAAUUCAACGUGCUUGGUUGUGUCGUCCACCAUUUCUUGUCUCGUCUCAGCCGUCAGCUGUUGAACAAAGGUGUGAAAAUGUUCCUGACAUAAACUGUAAAACAUCUCAAAGAGCUGAAACACCAAAACAUUCCUGUCUUUGUUCAUCGAUGAGUGAAAACACACUUCACUCUUCACACUGUGGAAGAUGUUUAAUAGAUGUGUUGACAUCCUGACAGCGACUGUUGGAAGAAUUUAAAUACUAAAUCUCUUAAUGUUUUGUUACGUGUUUAUCAAGCCGACAGAUGCUGUGAUCAGUCAUCAGACUCCUGAUCAGCUGUCUUUGUUUUUUAAUAUUGCUGAGUUCAUGUCUUUAUAUACAUGCAUUGAAAACAGAGCUUUUAUUUUGAAAAAAAACAAUCAUAUAUAUUUUGUAAGAAAAGAACAUUUAUAAAAAUAAUUUUUAGUUAUUGGGACUUUUGUCACACUGAUGAUCUGCAGCACAUUUUUAAAAACAUCACAAAGAAAUUAACUUUGGACUAAAUGAGUUCAGUUCUGCUGAUCCGGACCUGCAGCGACAGACGGGACCGUCAGUCAGAACCUUUUUUAUAAACAUGCUUCAUCUUUUAUUGACAUUCAUAAAAUGACAUGUUGGCGUUUCACUCACUGUAAACUGUAAAAGUUGACUGAGUGAUCAGUCGUCUUUACUCGAUGUUUAUGAGGUGAGAUCACUUUGUGUUGUUUUCCUUCCUUUUGUCUCCUCUAGUUUAGUUUCCUUCUCAUUUCCUCAUUAAAAUCGAUGGUGUGUUUUUCAGUUUUGUAUCUUUCGAAAAGUUCAGUCCUGAAACUCUGACAGACAAAGAAAUGACAGAUGAUAUCGCGGCUGAUUGAAAGUGUGUUUCUGUACAAACCUCGUGUUAGUCUAGUUAGCCAACAAGCUAAUUACUUUAGCAUGGUUUCCUGUGAUGUGUUCUGGUUCUCCUGCUCCUGGUUCGGAGGUGAAGCUCAUUAUUGAGGUCGUUCUGAAUGUUUAUGAAUCUUAAACUGAGCCGAGAAACGUGAAGCCAGUCUGAUUGAACUGUAAUAAACCUGAAUAAACACACGUUUGGUUUCUGCUG
Molecule: messenger RNA, 5046 nt
Organism: Acanthopagrus latus (yellowfin seabream)
Lineage: Eukaryota; Metazoa; Chordata; Actinopteri; Spariformes; Sparidae
Gene: slco2b1
Product: solute carrier organic anion transporter family, member 2B1
Exons: 16
Coding region: 275-2266 (663 amino acids)
Biological process (GO): sodium-independent organic anion transport; transmembrane transport; bile acid and bile salt transport
Cellular component (GO): membrane
Molecular function (GO): protein binding; bile acid transmembrane transporter activity
Source: RefSeq, a predicted model, not a curated record